AUGCAAAGGCAGCAAGUUAUUAUUGAUAAUUUUAAACAUUCAGCUUGCCCAGAAAACCAAUUAAAAAUUAUGCAACAACUUGCUAAACUAGAAGUUAUGCUAGACAGUUUAGCCAGUAAAUCACAAAAUAACACAUGCUCUUGCAAGACUAUAAGUGAAAGCUCUUUGUUAGAAACCAAAGAUGAUAUUUUCUUUGAUCAAAUUGAUACUUCGUUAGAGCUUCAGGAGCUCGAAGCCAAAUUGGCAGAUCAGAUGAAUAUGGAGGAGUACAUAAAAAAAUUUCGUUAUGUUUUCGGAAGGAAAGGGUCCAGCAGUGGAAUAAAUAAUUGCUACACACUAGUAGACAAACUCUUCUCUAGACAAUUAUUUACAUUAUGUUCCUGGGCUGGGGGCUCAAGGGAUGGAAAAGAAAAAAAUCCCUUUAAAGUAUUUAAAAAUAUCCUUAAUUUAUUCUUCAGAGUGGUGAGGCUAUCUGAUGACUCAUUAACCCUAAAAGAUUGUGAAGAAUUUUUUAAGGGUAUCAUAAGAAAUUCCACCAAAUGA
Brassicogethes aeneus is the source of this 543-nucleotide messenger RNA. The record is from the annotation of a GenBank genome assembly. Lineage: Eukaryota; Metazoa; Arthropoda; Insecta; Coleoptera; Nitidulidae.